UCUAUCUAAACGUAUUUGUGUUUAAUAUACAUGUUAAGUUAAAAAAAAUGAAUGAAAUUUUUAAGUAAUGGUUUCAAUCAAGAAUUGUGGAAAUAAUGCAAUAUGUACAUAAAAAUAUGUUCUGUCUGGGUUUUUAACUUCAUGCAUUGCAUCCUUUUCCAAAAAUAACUCGCAUAAACACUCCAAAAUGAUUAUUCAAGAGCCCGUUCAGGCAGCCAUUUGGCAUGCAUUGAAUCAUUAUGCAUUUGAAGAUGCUAUUUUCAUUGCGGAAAGACUUUUUGCAGAAGUGGACUCAGAUGAUGCUCUGUAUCUUUUGGCUACCUGUUAUUAUCGAGCUGGGAAAGUUGGUGCUGCAUAUUCUGUGUUAAAGAGCAAAGGAUGCUACAGUUCUCAGUGUCGCUUUUUGUUUGCCCGGUGUUGUGUUGAUUUAAAAAAGUUUUCUGAAGCCGAGUUCUCCAUUACUGGAAAUAAUAUUGCAAAAAACAAAAGUUUAGAUGAUAUUGUUAGUGAAUUUGGAGAUUUUGCUUCAUUUGUAGUACAGCUACUUGGUCACAUCUGUUCAAAAACAUCUAGGUUUUCCAAAGCAGCUGAAGCUUACAGGAAAAGUUUGAAAUUGAAUCCUUUCUUAUGGUCAUCAUAUGAAUCUCUUGUAAAUUUAGGGGAAAAACCAGAUCCUUGCAAAGUCUUCAAUAUCACCAAUGUUGAACACUUAUCUAUGUGUCAUGGCACUAAUCCUCUAGUAAAUUUAGUUAACAAAACUCCUGUGCCAAACAAUGUAAAUUACAUAAAAGAAACUCCUAAUAUAUGCAAUGAUAUUAUCCAAGAUUCUAGUCAAAUUUCCAAUAAGAUUUCCAUUGUUCCUGUCUCCCCAAUUCCGUCGGUUUACGGCAGCCAUUCUCCACUCGCCUUUGUUAGAUCAACUCCUGAUGUCAAUAUAGAAGUUUUCUCUCCAGACAACAAUUCUUGGGUUCCUUUUCAGACUUUUGCAAAAAACACCAGAAGACAUGCAAGAAAUGGUCGCAAUAAUUUAUUUGGAACUCAGAAUUCUCGUUCUUCUGCUUCACCAUGUUUUGGAAUAUUGUCUUUAUCUACUACUACAAAUCAAGACCAUGAAAGUCAAGUGUCUGAUAAAUCAAGUUUGAAAAAGGUGUUAAACUCCAGACUGCUUUUCCAGACUCCCAUGACGAGAAGAAGUCAAGAUAUGAACCCACCUAAGUUUCAAAUAUUUAGUCAAUCAGGGAACAAUAACAACAAUAAUAAUACAAGUUUAUCACAGACACCUCAAGCUAGCUUGGCACCUGUCUCCUUAGGUAAUGUCAGGAGAAGUUCUAGACUCUUCAGCAGUUCAAAUUCAGUUAAAGAAAAUAAUAAAAGUUCCACUAGAAAUAGAUUUAUUUCAACAAAAGCUCCUACAAAGAAACCAAAAACUCGGACUACUCGAGCUCCAAUAUCAGAGCCCAAAGAAAGUGAACUGAAUGAAAUCAAUAAACCUGAAAUACAAUCUGAAAAUAAACUUUCUAAUUCAGCUACAAUAAUGCAGGCAGCUUUAAACAUGCAAAAGGCAUCUGCUGAGGGUCUAAUGAUGCUACUACAGGAGAUGGGCAAAGCACAGCUAUAUUUAUCACAUUAUUAUUGUAGGAAAGCUCUUGACAUUUUAAUUGAUCUUCCACAGCAUCACUAUGAAACUGGCUGGGUUUUAACAACUAUGGGAAAAGCACAUUUUGAACUAGCAGAAUACAAUGAGGCUAUAGCGCUCUUUGAACAAGCAAGACAAUUGGAACCUCAUAGGCUACAAGGUAUGGAAUAUUACAGUACUGCUUUAUGGCAUUUACAGAAGGAAGUUGCCUUGUCAACUUUAGCCCAGGAACUUACAGAAUUUGAUAUUACAAGCCCACAGACUUGGUGUGCUGCGGGAAAUUGUUUUAGUCUACAAAAAGAACAUGAAACUGCUAUAAAAUACUUGCAGAGAGCAGUGCAAGUUGAUGAAGAUUUUGCUUAUGCUUAUACCUUGCUAGGACAUGAGUAUGUAAUGACAGAAGAAAUGGAUAAAGCAAUGACUUGUUUCCGAAAUGCAAUUAGAAUUGAUCCUAGGCAUUACAAUGCUUGGUAUGGUGUUGGUAUGAUCUAUUACAAACAAGAAAAAUUCCAAUUGGCAGAAGUUCAUUAUGAGAAAGCAUUAAAAAUAAAUCCACAAAGCUCAGUUCUGAAGUGCCAUAUUGGAGUGGUAUUACAUGCUUUGAAAAAAAUGGACAAAUCAUUACAAACUUUAAAUGAAGCUAUAGCUAUGGAUCCAAAGAAUCCAUUGUGCAAAUUUCAUCGAGCUUCUGUAUAUUUUUCACUUGACAAGCAUGAAGAAGCUUUAAGCGAUCUUGAAGAACUCAAACAAAUUGUGCCUAAGGAGUCUCUAGUAUAUUUCUUAAUUGGAAAGGUUCAUAAAAAGUUGGGGAAUACGCAUUUGACACUGAUGAAUUUCUCAUGGGCUACAGAUUUGGAUCCACGCGGUGCUAAUAAUCAAAUAAAAGGUGCUAUUGACAAGCAGUAUACAAAUGAUGAGGAAGAGGCUGCUGCAAACAAUGAGCAAGCUGGCGAUGAUAGGGCCAGUGUAAGCUCGGGUGUUGCUGAUCACGAAUCAUCUCACGAUAGUUCUGUUGUUGAUGCCGAAGCAGAAGAUAUCCGGUUACAAGCAAUGGAAAGUGAUGAGAGCUUUUGAAAGCCUGGAAACAAAAGACUCUUGAGAAACAUUAACUUUCAUUAGAAUUCCUGAUGUCCCGUACAAAUGGAUCUGGUUGCUGGGAAUACAACUGACUCGGGUCCCAUAUUAAAAAUUCAGUUACUUACUCAGAAUCUGUUGAGAGUGGCUGUCCUAAUUUAUGUCCUUCACCCUUUUCCUGUUUGUCGAAUUAUUUAGUUGUAAAGAAAAACUUUGAAUUAUAUAUUUUCAUAAAAAAGAAAAAAAUCUGUUAGAGAGUGAGUGAGUUUUAUUACCUGUAACUGGGUUCAUGUACGUAAUGUGAUAUGGAACAAACAUUUUGGUUUACGUAGACUGUAAAAUACUUAGCGAUGCAAUUAAUUGAUUUGUACAGCAACUGUUUUCUGUUGUUUUUCUCACAUUAGUUGCAUGAGAAACUGAUAUGAACUGAUCAAGAUAUGAUGCGAAAUAAAUUUUUUUUUCCCUUA
Messenger RNA from Argiope bruennichi, 3177 nucleotides. It is a transcript of the gene Cdc27, whose product is annotated as cell division cycle protein 27 homolog. The record is from RefSeq and is a predicted model, not a curated record. Lineage: Eukaryota; Metazoa; Arthropoda; Arachnida; Araneae; Araneidae. The coding region runs from base 188 to 2710 and encodes 840 amino acids. Gene Ontology annotation, molecular function: protein binding. The transcript has 17 exons. Gene Ontology annotation, biological process: cell division.